AUGACGUUUUCUCGAGGAGAUUGGGUUCUGGAGCCCAUGCUGUGCAUCAAAGACGUUUUGGUUCCUUCAGAGGAUGUUCUGGUUCCUUCAGAGGAUGUUCUGGUUCCUCCUGAGGACAUUUUGGUUCCCUCUGAGGAUGUCUUGGUUCCUUCAGAGGAUGUCUUGGUUCCUUCAGAGGACGUCUUGGUUCCUUCAGAGGACGUCUUGGUUCCUUCAGAGGACAUUUUGGUUCCUUCUGAGGACAUCUUGGUUCCUUCAGAGGACGUCUUGGUUCCUUCAGAGGACAUUUUGGUUCCUUCAGAGGACGUCUUGGUUCCUUCAGAGGACGUCUUGGUUCCUUCAGAGGACAUUUUGGUUCCUUCAGAGGACGUCUUGGUUCCAUCUGAGGACGUCUUGGUUCCUCCUGAGGACGUUCUGGUUCCUCCUGAGGACGUUCUGUUUCCUCCUGAGGACAUUUUGGUUCCUUCAGAGGACAUUUUGGUUCCUUCAGAGGACAUUUUGGUUCCUUCUGAGGACGUCUUGGUUCCUUCUGAGGACAUCUUGGUUCCUCCUGAGGACGUUCUGGUUCCUCCUGAGGACGUUCUGUUUCCUCCUGAGGACAUUUUGGUUCCUUCAGAGGACAUUUUGGUUCCUUCAGAGGACAUUUUGGUUCCUCCUGAGGACGUCUUGGUUCCUUCUGAGGACAUCUUGGUUCCUCCUGAGGACGUUCUGUUUCCUCCUGAGGACGUUCUGGUU
Messenger RNA from Austrofundulus limnaeus, 735 nucleotides. RefSeq names its product zonadhesin. The record is from RefSeq and is a predicted model, not a curated record. Lineage: Eukaryota; Metazoa; Chordata; Actinopteri; Cyprinodontiformes; Rivulidae.